UGAAUAUCGAAUUUGCUUGUCACCGAUGUUAGGCAACCGGCAAUACAAACACUUUCCGGGAGAGCUCCUGCAAACGCAUGCAAAUAAACGCCCUGGGCUACCGCUAGACGUGAGUGUCAUUUCCAGUUACUUGUCUGUCUUUAUUUGUUGGUUAUAUCCAAUCUAAAAAAAUAAAUGCAUUUCAGCUGUAAAGGCCUACAAGCUGAUAUAGUCGCUUUCCAGCUUAGUUCUUUAUAGAGAACAAGUGCUCUUUCGCGUAUUUAACCCGUGUGCAAUACUCUCGAAUCAACCAUGGAAGUUGAAACAGAGGAGUCAGACUUGAACAUGUCCAAAUCGCCCAAGUCUCCUGCCAGAUCACGAUCGGCCUCAAUCGCCUCCAAUCGCUCUUCAAAAAGCCGAUCCGUGUCCCCAAAAACCAACCAAAAUGGAACUUCGUCGCCUCGCCAAUCCCGAUCACGCAGCAGAUCAGCUGCUAGCAAUCGCUCAAGAUCCAGAAGCGGCUCAGCGCGUAGCGCAGCCAGCAACCGGUCCCGAUCUCGCAGCGCUGCUUCUAACAGCCGAUCUAGAUCGAGGAGCAGAUCCGCUGGCAGCAGAAAGUCGAAAUCGCGCUCCCGUAGCGGAUCGGCAAACAGCGCAGCCAGCAAGCGUAGCAGAAGGUCCAAGAGCAAGUCCAGGUCCAGAUCGAGGUCGCGCAGCGGAUCGGCCAAGAGUGGCGCAAGCAAUAGAAGCGGGAAGUCCAGAUCCAGAAGCAAGAGUGUGGCCAGCAACGGUAGCAGGAAGUCGAAAAGCCGGUCUCGGUCGCGCAGCGGCUCAGCAAAGAGCGCAGCUAGUAGCCGGAGUAGGAGAUCAAAGUCCAGAUCGCACAGUAGUAAAUCCAGAUCACGAAGCCGUUCAGCCGGAAGCACGUCGAGCAGAAAAUCUAGAUCGAGAAGCGGUUCGGCCAGGAGCAGGUCCAGGUCUAGAUCGGGAUCAGGCAGAUCGAGGUCAAGAUCAGGGUCUAGACGCUCGAGAUCACGAUCGGGAUCUCGCCGCUCAAGGUCAGGAUCAAGAAGAUCUCGGUCUGGGUCGGCAAAAUCCAAAUCGCGAUCAAGAUCCAGAUCGGCUUCUGCCGCAUCUCGUGCAGGAUCUGGGAAGUCUCGGUCACGCUCUGGAUCCAGGAAAUCUAGGUCACGCUCAGUUUCUCGCAAAUCUCGGUCCAGAUCAAAGUCAGGAUCAGGAGAUGAAGCAGGCCCGAGCAGCCAAAUGAAAAGAUUGUUGGAUUCGGAUUCAGAAGAUGAGGAAAGAGCGCACAAGUCCAAGGUUAGCAAAGUACUGGACAGCGAUAAUGAGGAGAACGAGGCCGGACCGUCUCAGGAACCAGAGCCACAAGAAAAUGUUAAUGUUGAUGCACCAGCGGGUCAAACGCAAGCCGAUGAUGAUUAUGAUUCGGAUGACGGACUCAAUCCAUGCACCCAAAGUAGCGAAGGAAUGUCCGAUUUUGACGUGAUGCUCCAACGGAAGAAGGAGGAGCAAUCUAAACGACGAAAACGGAAGGAUAUAGAUAUCAUCAACGACAACGACGAUAUCAUUGCCCAGCUAUUGUCAGAUAUGCGACAUGCUGCUGAAGAGGACAGAAGGCUGAAUCAGGAGCACAAGCCGGCCAUAAAGAAAAUUGCCAUGCUAGCCAAGGUCAUGUCUCAACUCAAAAAACACGACCUACAAUUGGCCUUCAUUGAGCACAACGUACUUAAUGUGCUCACUGAUUGGCUGGCGCCGAUGCCCGACCGCUCCAUGCCCUCCCUUCAAGUGAGAGAGAGCAUUCUGAAGCUACUUGCGGAAUUUCCUCCAAUCGACCAGCAAACCCUCAAACAAUCAGGCAUAGGAAAGGCUGUAAUGUACCUGUACAAACACCCCAAGGAAAUAAAGGAGAACAGAGAAAAAGCUGGAAGACUAAUCAGCGAAUGGGCGCGACCAAUCUUCAAUUUAUCCACAGAUUUCAAAGCUCUUAGCAAAGAGGAGCGUCUACAGCGAGACAUAGAGCAGAUGGGCAGCAAACGGCGCAAAACCGAGGAACAAUCCGAAAAAGAGCGAAAAGAGUUGGCUAAAGCCCUCAAUGCCGAUGGAAAGCCUCUACGACCAGGAGAGAAGGGUUGGGUUGCUCGUGCUCGAGUGCCAGUGCCGUCAAGCAAGGACUAUCUAGUCAGGCCCAAAUGGAAAUCUGAAGUAGAUAUAAGUAGACAAACCAAGAAAGGGAUGAAUCGUUUUGAGAAGCACUACAAGAACUUCCUGGAUGGCAAACGGUUGAAGCAAACCAGAAGGGCCGUCGAUAUUUCUAUAGAAGGACGACACAUGGCCCUUUGAGGGAACAUCGAAUGUGUAUAUUUUGUUUAAGUUGAAAGAAGAAUGGAUUUUUUGGUUGCUUAAUUUUGCUGCGUGAGUGAUGGCAUCGUGCAUACCCAGUAAGAUUCAUUUUUGUUGUUAAAAUUGCUUAAUAGUUUCAGAAAAAAACGCAUUCUACCGGGUAUAAACGACACGUUUAUAUGAUUUGCUAUUAUAGUGCAUACUUUAAUGAAUAAAAUGUUCUUUUGAAA
Messenger RNA from Dendroctonus ponderosae (mountain pine beetle), 2570 nucleotides. RefSeq names its product protein IWS1 homolog. The record is from RefSeq and is a predicted model, not a curated record. NCBI's taxonomy places the organism in Eukaryota, Metazoa, Arthropoda, Insecta, Coleoptera, Curculionidae. Bases 292 to 2340 code for a protein of 682 amino acids. The transcript has 10 exons. Gene Ontology annotation, biological process: poly(A)+ mRNA export from nucleus. Gene Ontology annotation, cellular component: nucleus.